CUCAGGUGGCCAGGAUGAAGACCCCUUCACCGGUUGGACCAUCCCAGACCAUUAAAGCUGCCUGUCACUCUCCUCGCCCAGUUAAGACCGUCAGGACACCAGUUCCCUCAUCGUCCUGCUGGCCCUGGAUUAUCGAUGACCGACUUGCCACCUCUCAUUCCCCUUCUAAAGAGGUGCCGCUUAGUGCUAGUAUUAGGGCUAGUCAUAGUCAGAGUGACAUGAGGUACAGGAAGUUCUCCAGGAACCACCAGUGUACCUGCAUGUCCCUGACUUUUCUGGCUUAUCUGAACGAGGGCUGUCAGUUUAACACUGCUGUCCUUGAUAGAGUGCUGGCAAAGGGAGGUUCACUUUAUGUAGGUGUAAAACAGCUGAUCCAGGAAAAAAGAUUCCGCAGUGACCAUCUCGCUGUGGAAGAACUGCCCAAACAAGUCCUGACUGACACAGAUAUGUGUAACGUCCACAUGCCUGAAAUCAGGUGUGGACUUGUGGAAGCCAGGCUUGGUAUCUGCCCCUUGCCACACAGUUAGAGUGUCUGUCAGGUGACGUUAAUCUGGCUUUAGUCAUAAUAAGUCCAGAGUGUAUUGCAGUUUUCCGUGACCACUCAGGCAGGUAUGGUGUGUUUGAUUCACACUCAAGAAGUGUGAUGGGCUUACCUCACCCCCACGGAACUGCAAUUAUGAAGACUUUCUCAAAAAUCAGUGACUUGGCUGACCACCUGCACAAACUCUUUGCAAAUCGUGGACCUUCUGCCAGUUAUGAGUUUGUUCCAGUGUCAUUUGAAGCCAUUGGUUCAGGAGAACGCCCUCAGGCAUCUCUGGCACACAGUGUAUCCAGAACAGCUCUCCCACCAGUAGCAGAGCGUGUCCACAAGACGGCUCCUGCACCACCAGCAGCAGAGCGUGUCCACAAGACGGCUCCUGCACCACCAGCAGCAGAGCGUGUCCACAAGACGGCUCCUGCACCACCAGCAGCAGAGCGUGUCCACAAGACGGCUCCUGCACCACCAGCAGCAGAGCGUGUCCACAAGACGGCUCCUGCACCACCAGCAGCAGAGCGUGUCCACAAGACGGCUCCUGCACCACCAGCAAAAGAACAUUUCACAAAAUUGCCAAAGCAACAGCGACGAAGAGCGAUGCGGAAAGCCAGCAAAAACCAAAACGCAUUACUCUCUGGUGAAGAAGAAAAAAGGAAAAACGCCCAAUAUGAAAGGAAAAAAUACAGCAGCUGUCCAGAAUUUAGGAGAAAAAAGCUCCAAGCACAAAGGAGAAGAUAUGCCCAAGACAGUCUCCAUCAGAAACAGCGAUUACUGUCCUUCAAACGUUACUAUGACAAUGUUCAAGAUAAGAAGAAAGAAGAAGUCGUCCGAAGAUACAGGGAAGAUGCUGUUUUCAGGCAACAACGAAAGACUUACAUUACAAAGAAAUACAAGGAAGAUGCCACGUUCCGCACCAGACAAAAGAAACACAUUCGAGAUAGAUACGAGGAAGAUGCCACGUUCCGAACCAGACAAAAGAAACACAUUACAGAUAGAUACCAGUCAGAUGCAGCGUUUCGGAGCAGACAAAAAUUUGGCAUGUCUCAGAGGUAUAACACGGAUCAAAGCUAUAGCCAAAAGAAAAAGCAAGAUUUCAAUCUUAGAUAUCACAGUGAUCCAGAAUUUAGACGUCAUUUUAAUCAACGUUGUAACCAGCAGAGAGGAACCAAAUUGGCCACAAAUGCUGCCUUUAGCAUAUUUUACAAGAUGCAGAGAGCGCUUAGAAUCAGGAGAAAAUACAGACAAAUUGUGCUCCACCGCCCCCAGCCCCUUAUUGAUCCGGUGAUGGAAGCAGCCAUAGCUGCCUUUCGUGAGUCAAUUAGACAUGGACCCACAUACAUUUGUACCGUUUGUAACAGAACCAUGUUUCCUAAUCAGGUCAAAGAAUGCAAAAGACAAAAAUAUUGUAAACACGCAAAAGUCGCAGCAGCAUGCUUGACAGGAAACUAUGUUCACUUUUGUGACAGUGACUGCUCUACCCCUUGCUCUGUGCCACAAGAGAGGCUGCAUGAGUGGAUAUGCUACACCUGCGACAGCCACCUUUGCAGAGGAUGCAUACCACCCAUGGCAGUGGUAAACAAUUUGGAGUUGGCGCCCAUCCCCCCAGAAUUGGCUGCACUUAAUGUGCUUGAGAGGCAGCUGAUUGCAAAAAUCUUGCCAUUUGCAAAAAUUGUUGCUCUGCCAAAAGGCCAACAGAGAGCAGUCCACGGAGCUGUUGUGUGUGUUCCAUCAGAGGUGGAAGCGACCGUCAACAGUCUCCCAAGGCCCAGAGCAGAAGCGCAGCUGCUUCAAGUGAAAUUGAAAAGGCACAUCAAAUACAAAGGUUACCAGCACUUUUACAACGUUAAUAUGAAGAAUGUGCUAGCUGGUCUUGCGAAAUUGAAAGAGACACAUUCAGAAUAUAAAGACGUGUUUAUCGAUGAGACUGCAACUUUUGACUGUCUGCUCGAAGAAGAGGAGCCCAUCGAAGAAGAGGAACCCAGACAAGAAGACGAGCUCGGACAAGAAGAGGAACCCAGCAUCCCAGAAGAAGAUGGGGAUGUCGAUUUGGAAGAAAUUUUUAAAAGCCAAAACGAGCCGGGACAGUUAGAGGCAGAUGAGGAAGAACAGGAGGAGCUGAGACCAGGCCUCUCCCUGGACACUUGCAUGCAGCCCCCCGACAUUGCACAGGAAAUCCUUUCAUAUGGCGACGGAGUAUUUAGCGUUGCACCCGCGCAAGGCAACAAACCAGUUGGUUUUUUCACCAUACCCAAGUUAGAGGCCAUGGCUUUUCCUGUACAAUUUCCGACAGGAGAGAACACGUUAGAUGAAGCUAGAACCGUCUCCCUGUCCCCGAGCCUCUACUUUAAUUCUAGGCUCUUUGCUGCAGAUACGCGUUUUGCAAGUGACCAGAGUUAUCUUUUCUUUGCGCAGUUUGUUACAGAGACUCACCUCGCGACAAAUAGUAUGUCUAUACAAAUGCGCAAAGGAAAGUCGAAAACCAAAGACGGCCGUAGGAUUAACAAUGUCAUGCUCCAGGAUGAGAUAGAACGGCACAUCAUGAGCCAAGACGCAACCAGGUUCAUGCAGCCUCUUAGAGGCACUCCAGCCUAUUGGAAUAAAACGCUUAAAGAUGUGCAUGCCAUGGUUCGUCAAAUUGGAAAACCAACAUUUUUUGCCACAUUCUCCGCUGCUGAGAUGAGAUGGCCUGAGUUCAUAGAGGCCAUCAAAGCUCAGCAAGGUGAACAAGGGCUGUUUUCAGAUUUGGAUUGGAAAUCAAAAUGUGACAUUCUGAGAAGUAACCCCAUCACAGUAAUGCGCAUGUUUGAAAAGAGAGUAGAGGCUCUCAUGACGAUUGGUGAAGUGGAAGAUUAUUUUUAUCGCGUUGAGUUCCAAGCCAGGGGAAGCCCGCACAUCCACAUGCUCAUUUGGAUCAAAGAUUCACCAAAAUUUGAAGAGGACCCCGAUAGACACGUCAUGGAAUUUAUAGAUAGAUACAUUAGUUGCAAAAUGCCCGACCCUGACACAGAUCCGGAACUCCACAAAAUAGUGUCAGAGGUUCAGGUGCACAGCAGGAAACAUUCAAAGUCCUGUAAGAAGGGAAAUGUAGCCUGCAGGUUUGGCUUUCCAAAACUACCGAUGGACAAAACAUUCAUCACCAGGCCCCCCACUAUUAAUUGCCACCAAAAAGAGGAUCAAGAUGAUGCAGACUUCGAAGCGCAAAUAGAGGAGCAGAAAAGGGCCCUCGCAGAAAGGCAAAAAUUGGCUAAACAAACGCUCCAACCAGUUAGAGAUCUGCUUAUGGAUCCAGGCGCUUCGUUCAGCAGUUUGACAGACUUGCUUUGCCAGUGCAACUUGACUUACGAGCAAUACUUUGCCGCCGCGCAGCGCCUGGCAAACACCCAUGUCGUGAUGCUGAGGCGCCAUCCAAAUGAUUGUUGGGUUAAUACCUACAAUCCUGAUUUGCUUAGAGCGUGGAACGCAAACAUGGACAUCCAGUACGUCAUAGACGACUACAGCUGCAUCAUGUACAUGAUGUCAUAUGUAGCGAAACCGGAGCACGAGAUGACGGAAUUCCUUAAGAACGUCAUCAAGGAUGUAAAGACAUCUGAUGUUAACAAGCGCGACGAAAUGAAACAAAUUAUGCAGGCCUACUCUAAACACAGAGAGGUCAGCGCUCAAGAGGCUGUAGCCCGUACCUGCAGCUUACGCCUCAAGAAGUGCUCCCGAUCCGUGGUGUUUAUUCAGACCGAUGAGGAAGGUCUGAAAAUGAGUCACCCUAUGAGUAGACUGGAAAGAAUGGAACCCGGAUCAGUGGAUGUAUGGAUGUCGGGGUUGCCUGAAAAAUACGUCAACAGACCUCUCACUCGAGAGUUUGAACGUAUGUGCCUGGCCGAGUUCGCGUCAGACUACAGGGUAGUCUACGGCCAGCAAACGGAAAGCCCGAAUGCCAUUCCAUUGUUGAACGAUGAAGGAUUUAUUCUAAAGAGAACCGUAGGAAAACCAGCAAUCAUUAGAUUUACUCGCUUCUCUGAGGAAAAAACUCCAGAGAAGUUUUAUAGAACAUUGCUGAAACUUUAUCUCCCACAUCGAUCCGACGCCGAUCUGAGAGAUGACGCGUACCCCACUUAUGAAGAGUUUUAUAAGUGUAGCGACAAGUGGGGUAUGAGAGUAGAGGAAAUAGUGAGGCACAACAAAAAACGUUAUGAGGGCCAAGGAAAAAACAUGGAAGCUGCGUUUCAACAGCUUCAGGUGUGCGGUCCUCUCGUGAAUGCUUGGAACUCUUUCGCGCCCGAAGUUGAAGUUGACCGGCUGGAGUGCCUGGCUGAAUGUGAACCUUGCGAUCAGGAGCAAAACGGUGAAGAUGUCCCAGAAUUUGGCACUAAGAAGGAAAAGGGGAGCUCUAUGCCUAGAAUAGAUGCUCCAGCGUUGAGUCCAGACUUUGUUAGGAAAAUGUACCAAAGUCUGAACGAAACUCAGGCUUCCGUUUUCUACACUGUUCGACAGUGGUGCUUUGAACUAGUCUGGGGCCACAAUCCAGAACCAUUUUAUUACUUCCUGUCGGGAGGGGCUGGAUGUGGCAAAUCGCAUGUGAUUAAGUGCAUUCACCACGAGGCAACGAGAAUUCUGCGCGAGCUCCCGAGAUUUCGGGACCACGCAGACAUGUCCCAACCCGCAGUGCUGCUGACCGCGUUCACAGGUACAGCAGCAUUUAACAUAUCAGGCAACACGUUGCACUCCAUUCUCAAAUUACCAAGGUCCUUGAAGCCACCUUAUCAAGGUCUUGGGAAUGCACUCGACGAAGUCAGAGCAACACUGGCGAACGCUGAGAUUCUCAUCAUCGAUGAGGUAUCCAUGGUCUCUAAAGAGCUAUUUGCCUACGUGCAUUGGCGAUUUCAGCAGAUCAGGGGUAAUCGGAAGCCAUUUGGAGGCAUGUCUGUCCUUGCUGUAGGUGACUUUUAUCAGCUGCCGCCCCUUGGUAAAGCCAAGCCACUGUGUGUGUACGAGGAGACUGAGUUUGAUCUCUGGAAGGAUAACUUCAAAAUGGUCACCCUGACAGAGAUCAUGCGACAGAAAGAAGAUCGAGCUUUUGCUGAACUCUUGAACCGUCUCAGGGUGAAGCAAAAGGAAGAUUCUUUGUUAGAUGAAGACAGGCUCUUGCUUACACAGGCAGUGGCUGAUAAUCAGCAUUGCCCAGCCCUGAGUCUACACAUCUACGCCACAAACAAAGAGGUAGACCGUCACAACGCCGACAUCGUAACUGCUUCCUACAAGGAUGCGAUUGCCGUUAUGUUGAUCCGAAAUUUAGAUGUGGAAGACGGCCUUGUUAACGGUACAUUUGGAACCAUUUCUAACAUUGUAAUUAGAGAACCGGAAGGCGUGAAGAUGAUUGGACUCCUGCUGGACAAUCCUACAGCAGGACAGAGAUACCGCAAAAAAAUCUUAGGUCCCUCAGAUGACUCGGUGUACAUCGAAAGAUCUGAGGAGAACCUAAGUAACAAGAAAGGGGUUGUUCGACGGCAGUUCCCCAUGAAAUUAGCUUUUGCUUGUACGGCCCACAAAGUUCAAGGAAUGACCAUGCCGUCGGCGGUUGUGUGUCUGAAGCGUGUUUUUGAACCUGGUAUGGCGUACGUUGCGCUCAGCCGCACGACCUCGCUUCAAGGUCUCACCAUCCUUGACUUUGAUGAGAAAAAAAUUUAUGCUGACCCCAAGAUCAAGACAGCCCUGGAAAGUAUGCCUCAUGCAUCUUUCCAGAGCUGUAGACCAUUGUUAACGUUUUUGAAAUCUAUACAACAAACGCCAAAGGUUUUGACAAUUGUCCACCACAACACGCAGGGUCUGCCAUGUCACAUGGUGGACCUGAAAGCACAUCACGAGCUCCAACAAGCAGAUGUGCUUUGCCUUACAGAGACACAUUUGUCAGGGUCCUCUGUAGCUGAAAUUUUUCAAUUGGAGGGGUACACCAUGUUCACACGUAGCAGACAGCUGUCUUACAACAGCUGUGUGAACAUGGCCAAAAAAGAGGGAGGUGGAGUUGCGAUGUACUGUAGAGACACUGUGCAAGCAGAGCCUCGCAGGUACAUGCAACAGGUCACUGAUUUGGAGUUUGUUGUCCUUAAAAUUGAGGCUCCAGUCAAAGUGCUAAUAGCGACUGUGUACAAACCGCCAAGUUUUCAACUGGGAAUCUUUCUCCAAAACUUGAAAAACCUCUUGGACUCAUUGGACAUGUUAAAUCACCAGCCCAUCAUUGUUUGUGGCGAUUUUAAUGAGGACCACCUUUUAAAUGGAAAAAAAAGUAUCAAAGAUUUGUUUCAGUCCAGAGGUUACACUCAAUUAGUAGCAAAUUCGACAACCGAAAAGAACACACUGAUUGAUCACAUUUACAUUUCACAUCCUGAUAAAUGUCUUCAAUCAGGUGUUCUCCAAACAUAUUACAGUUACCACAGUCCAGUUUAUUGUAUUUUGACUGAGUAAUGACUUAUCCCCAGCUGUUACGUCCAAGACCUGUUGUGCCACGUUUUUACAGCGUACCAGGAGCUGUGGUCCUCUCCGGGUGAGUAUAGCAUCCGAGUGUUUCUGAUUUCAGUUUGUGGUUGAUCUCCCUGGUUAGUUAGGGAGUGUGCCAGCUGGGCAGAGCAAUCUGUCCUUCCAUCGGUGUACUAUUUGUUAUUUUGCCUUUUUUAUUUUCGAGGCAAUCCUGGGUGGAGACAUGUUUCUCUGGUGGGGGCGAGCAUUUCAGGGCCUUGGUCAUUUGGCUGAGGUUUACUGAAGUUUUGCUUUAAAGAAGCCUCGAGCCCAGCACGUCUCAGAAGAUAGUUAGGUUUAGUUUGGAGUUAGGCAGGUACCAGGGGGCUUGCUUCAUUUGCACUCGGAGAUUUGCUCACUAGUGAUUGAUGUCAUUUAUUUCACUAUUUGGUCUUGUUUAGUCUUUUAGUGUGUUUUAGUC
Molecule: messenger RNA, 7460 nt
Organism: Acanthopagrus latus (yellowfin seabream)
Lineage: Eukaryota; Metazoa; Chordata; Actinopteri; Spariformes; Sparidae
Product: gametogenetin-like
Exons: 3
Coding region: 644-6988 (2114 amino acids)
Biological process (GO): telomere maintenance; DNA repair
Molecular function (GO): DNA helicase activity
Source: RefSeq, a predicted model, not a curated record